AUGGCUGAAAUGGCUACACCGUUGAACAUGGAAAGCCUGCUCGAGCUUCAACGUGUAGGCCAAGACAUCUUCGUCAGCGCCGAAUCUCCCUGGCUGCCACCUGGAGCGCCAUCAAUCUAUGGGGGCACAGUGGUAGCUCACUGCAUGCUCGCUGCUCAGGCCACUGUGCCUUCUGGGAGUCUUAUCUCGAGUCUGCAUGGCGCAUUCGUGCAAGGAGGCAAGCCGAACAUUCCGAUAUACUAUACAGUUGAGAAACUGCAGUCGGAAAACAAGUGGUCGGUAUGCACAGUUCGCGCGGUACAGGAAGAGCAAUGCACAUUCCUUGCUACCGUCAACUUUCGACCGGAACAACGCCCCCGACCACUCAAGCCCUCGUCUCAAGACCAAGCGCAGGUGGAAAGGUACCUUGGUACAGUCAAGGGUGGUGGAGGUGCAGAGAUAUGUCCAUAUGUCUGUAGUGAGCUUGGCGCAAUACCCGACGACCGUGGGCGGAACCAUGAAACACAGGUCUUCCAAUGGAUGAAAACUCGUCACACUAUCAAGUCCGAACAAUCUCCCCUCCAUCUUGCCGCAAUUGCCUAUAUGAGCGACAAUUACUUUCUACCCACUGCGACGCGUGUGCACGGGCUACGAUGGGAGCGAGAUCCCGAAAAUCUGCCUCCAUCUCUCGCUAUAGAAGGCCGAUCUGGAGAUAUCAUCAAGAUGAUGGUCUCGCUCGAUCACAAAAUCUACUUCCACCAUGUUUCCGAGCCUAUCCGUGCGGACGAAUGGCUCCGAAGUGAAAUGCAAUCACCUUGGGCGGGAGACGGACGAGCGCUGGUAUCCCAGAAAAUAUUUUCUGGUAGCGGCGAACUGAUAGCAACAGUUCUACAGGAGGGUGUGCUUCGACUCCAUGAACCAAAGGUCGCCAGGCUUUGA
Messenger RNA from Cercospora beticola, 918 nucleotides. RefSeq lists its product as uncharacterized. The record is from RefSeq and is a predicted model, not a curated record. Gene Ontology annotation, biological process: acyl-CoA metabolic process; fatty acid catabolic process. NCBI's taxonomy places the organism in Eukaryota, Fungi, Ascomycota, Dothideomycetes, Mycosphaerellales, Mycosphaerellaceae. Gene Ontology annotation, molecular function: fatty acyl-CoA hydrolase activity. Gene Ontology annotation, cellular component: peroxisomal matrix.